This is a messenger RNA of Brachypodium distachyon (stiff brome), 1746 nucleotides long. RefSeq names its product E3 ubiquitin-protein ligase Hakai. Gene Ontology annotation, molecular function: ubiquitin protein ligase activity. Lineage: Eukaryota; Viridiplantae; Streptophyta; Magnoliopsida; Poales; Poaceae. Gene Ontology annotation, biological process: protein ubiquitination; regulation of cell adhesion. The record is from RefSeq and is a predicted model, not a curated record. The transcript has 3 exons. The coding region runs from base 83 to 1483 and encodes 466 amino acids.
GCUUCGGUGCUUCUCCCGGCCCGCACCGGAAAAACAACAAAUAAACCCACCGAAAACGCGGAAAAAUCGAGAAACCCUAACGAUGCUGCAGAUCCGCCUGAGCAAGAUUGGCUCGUCGGAUUCCGGCGCCGCCGCAUCCGGCGCGGCGGCCGGGGCGCCCGGUGGCGCUCCGGCGAAGUCUGCGGCGGUGGCGGCGGGCGGGGUCCCAGAGUCGGUGACGGUGGCGUGUCCCGACCACCUGGUAAUUGCGGACCUCGCCGUGGCGAAGAGCCUCGGCGCCGUCACGAACUCCGCCAUUGCUGCGUCCCGCGCCAUCGGCCGCCGCUCCCGCCGUCCCCUCGGCGAGCGCGUCCACAUCUGCUGCCGCUGCGAGUUCCCCAUCGCCAUCUACGGCCGUCUGAAUCCCUGUGAACAUGCUUUCUGUUUAGCCUGUGCAAGAAGUGAUUCCAGCUGCUACCUUUGUGAUGAGCGCAUUCAGAAGAUUCAGACUGUGAAAAUGAUGGAAGGGAUAUUUAUCUGCGCAGCGCCUAUGUGCCUCAAAUCUUUCCUUAAGAAAGCAGAAUUUGAGUCUCAUGUACCUGAAGUUCAUGCCAACCUCCUUCAAACUAACGCGGACAAGGAAGAUCGUAAUGAACCAGAUGCUCCUAACAUAUCCCGUGCUUCUGCAGGAGAUACUCAAAGACAAUCUCAAAUGCCUGAAAUGUCUACUGCACGUGCUCCUCCAAGACCUGGUGUUUCACCAACUUCAAGUUCUCACAUGCAAGAUCGCGAAGACCGAUCUCGUUACCACCAUUCCAGGGAGCAAACCCCACUAAGGCCCCCUAUGCUAAGCAAACCACCAUCGUUCCAUGGUCGCCACUCUUAUCCACCAGGGGAUACUCAGUCCGAAAACAACCCGCCUCAAGGAUUUGACCGGCCCUACGGCUGGGCUCAUGACAGUACACCUGGGGCAACUCCACUUCGCCAAGAAUCUGACCAUGGUACUCAAGACAAGCAGCAAGUCAUGCCUAAUUCACCUUUCAUGUUCUCUCCAAUGCAUCCUCAUCAGCAGAACUUCAUGAUGCACGUGAACAUGAACCAGCCUUUGAUGCAAAAUACACCAUUCAACUACCCUGUCCAACAAGAUGGAAAUCCUCAAUAUUUCGGUUCUCCUUUCCAGAUGCAACCACCAGAUGCCGGAUUGGAUCAAGGUCCAGUAUCGGGGCCUGAGGGGCUUCAGCGCCCAUGGGGCAUGGGGUUGAUGGGCAAUCCAUCUCAGGGAGGCGGUGGCAUGGUCUUCAUGCAAGCUGGUUUUGGGAUCAUGCCUGAUAACUCGAUGAAUCCAGGCAUGCAAGGUAGGGAUAUUCAAGGCCAGGCUGAUCGUGGCGACGGAAGGGGUGUUUUGGAACAGUUACCAAUGGCGAUGCAAAUGCAGAUGCCACUUCCUCCCCCUCCCCCUGCACAACCCCCAUCAGCUGGACAGCAAUCUUUCAAUAGAACUUGAUGAGUACGUGCUGUGCUUUGCGAUGUAACUUAUGGCUUCCGCCAAAAUUGCUAUGUAUUUUCGUUGGGAAAAUUGUAACUUCAAUGUAAUCAAUGAGGAUUCGUUGGCUCUUGGUCUUACCUGCAAUUGGUGGAUAAGGAUGGGGCCUGUGUAUUGUGUUGCAAAUGAUCCGUUCUUGUGGUUGCUCGCUUUGCUCUGGCGAUCUGCUGUCGCUGUCGAAUCGAGCAAAAUACUUUUCUAUAGAUGAUUGAGCAAAGUGUACA